CCUUGUUCGCCAACUUUUUUGAUCGCUGCUUACACAAAAAUAAAUUACGUUCAUUUCUUCAUAAAUAAUGGCAGUACCAGCAUCGUGCAAGGACAGGAAAUGGCUUUCUGUGGCUGCCACAACCACAGACACCGGCGCUGAAACUGCCACAACCGGAGACAGCUCCGACUUGGAAACCAAAGCUGUGUCGUUCACUGUUAUGACCUACAACCUUUUAUGCCAAAAGCUGGUCCGGCGCGAUCUCUUCAAAUACGCCAGCAAAAACAGCCUGCGGUGGAAGCCACGCAAGGACCGGUUGGCAGAAGAAAUCGGCCACCACAACACCGACAUAAUGUGUCUGCAGGAGGUAGGUCCCGAUGAAUGGCUGCACAUUCUCGCGCCGCAGUUCAAGCGUAACAGCUACGACUCGCGCAUCUUCCAGAGCCUAAGCAAAUCGCACGGUGUUGUGGUCGCAUGGAAGAAGAGCAGGUUUUCUUUGGUUGAAGAAGCCAGUGUUUCCAUGGAUCGGACGAUGGAGGUGUGCGGGGAGGUGCUGAAUACGGAUAAUGUCGCCCUGGUGGUCGUGCUCAAACUCGGUGCAGAGAAACCCGCUGAUCCGAAUGCAAGUGAGGUUGCAUCGGAGCACUGCGCUAUGCCGGGCGAUGGUGCGAGGCCGGCGGGCGUCAUUGUGUCCAGCACCCAUUUGUUCUGGCGGCCGGCCGCGUGCUACCAGAGGCUGCAGCAGCAGGUAGCUCUUUUGCGCGCCAUACGCGCGAUGCAGGACAAAUACCCCGGGUACCCGGUCAUCUCAUGCGGCGACUUCAACACUACCCCGGAUGACGCCGGCUACGAUCUUUUGACGAAGCCGCGCCCUGUGUCUCUGAGUGAAUGGCAGCUAGACAAUCUCCUGCCAUUGCACGCAGACAGCAAGGAUAGCGAUGAGGAUGGCGAUGACAAGAACCAAGAGGCCGAUGGAUCACAUGCGAGCACCAACGUAUUUAGCUACGCCAACGUGGCUGCUGUGGGCACAGCCGCGGAGUCCAAAGAUAUGGCGAGGAAACGCCGCAAGCUGGAGGAGCAAGAGCGGCUGAUUGACGACCAGCUUCAGCGCGAUACUAAGCUGGUGCAAAACCUGGUCACGGCCAUUCAGGCGGAUAACCAGCCGAUGCGCAGCUGCUACGACACUUACGCUGACCUGGAUCCCUCGUACCGCACCGACCAGUGGAAGGGCGAGCCAAUCUACACGAACUACACGUCGUGGAAGGGAACCCUGGAUUAUAUUUUCUACACGCCCGGACUGGGCCUUGAGGUACGCAAGAUCUUGUCGCUGCCGGCCGAAAGCCGCUUGAAACCGGGCUUGCCUAAUGAGGUGUUUUCCAGCGACCACGUGUCGAUACUUGCACGCUUUGACUUUAGCCCGCCUUGCACUAUCAAACCCGCUACAGAGAGAUAAUUGGCUGUUUAUUUCCCGGCUAUCAUCGUGAUAUUGUCUGAGCUCGAUAAUCUUCCUAAUCUCUUCUCCACCCAAAAAAAUGGUUUGGCCCGUGCGUGUGAAUAAGGCGCAAAUAGAUUGUGCGUAAUUAAGCUCUCACCUUCUUCUCCAUUUU
This is a messenger RNA of Kickxella alabastrina, 1586 nucleotides long. Its product is annotated as Endonuclease/exonuclease/phosphatase. Bases 68 to 1432 code for a protein of 454 amino acids. NCBI's taxonomy places the organism in Eukaryota, Fungi, Kickxellomycota, Kickxellomycetes, Kickxellales, Kickxellaceae. The record is from RefSeq and is a predicted model, not a curated record. Gene Ontology annotation, molecular function: poly(A)-specific ribonuclease activity. The transcript has a single exon.